Molecule: messenger RNA, 795 nt
Organism: Cooperia oncophora
Lineage: Eukaryota; Metazoa; Nematoda; Chromadorea; Rhabditida; Trichostrongylidae
Source: the annotation of a GenBank genome assembly
AUGCGCGAUAUAGUAACUGUUCAACUACAAGAUGGAGAACGAGGAAAUGGAGCAGGUCACGGUGAUACCGAUCGUGAUUUUGACUUCGGCGCUGGAAUGUUCGUUUUUGCAGAUGAGGGACCACCGUCCGACGAUGAGGAACUGGACGAGGAUGACAGAAUGGGCUUACACUGGCUGAACGCCAUUCUCGGCUUUGAACGCGAUGCUCGAAACCGUCGCGAUCGCGACCGAGAGGACGAUCGUGAGAGGUCAGCGUCACCGAGCGAUGACUCCUCGAGUGACGCUUCCGCUGACGAAAGAGCGGAUGAUGGUGCUGAGGAACAGCCGGUCGAGGCAACGUCCGAGGUGCCCGAAGAAAAGAAUAAUGGCGAAAUGAACGGUUUAAACCAUACCGAUAAUGGAAACACUUCGAAUGAGAUCACUUCGAUGUCAACUGAUUCUGCAGCUCCGAAAGUCGAAGACGCCCACCCUGAUACGGAAGAAGUAGCGGAAGAUAGCGGUCAUGGUGAUGAGCAGAGGGAGACUGAGACUGAACCUAACGCCGACGAAGAAGCUAACAACGAGGAUCGCAUCUGGGAAACUUUCCCACACGACGUUAUGGAUCUACGGGAGUUCCUAGCGUCGAAUCGUAAUCGCGGCAGAACCGACCGAAGUAACGGGAACAACAACGAUGCAGGUGGAUCGAACCCAACUCGAAGACCACGUCCUUCAGUGUCACGACGUAGCGCCAAAAGAGCGCGCAUAGCAGACGGUGAUAACAAUGAGGAUGAGGUUGGUUAUACUGACGCAUUGUAA